Molecule: messenger RNA, 303 nt
Organism: Staurois parvus
Lineage: Eukaryota; Metazoa; Chordata; Amphibia; Anura; Ranidae
Source: the annotation of a GenBank genome assembly
AUGGGGUAUGGUGGUGAUCAGGACGCUGGUAUGGGAUAUGGCAGUGAUCAGGACGCUGGUAUGGGGUAUGGGGGUGAUCAGGACGCUGGUAUGGGGUAUGGGGGUGAUCAGGACGCUGGUAUGGGGUAUGGGGGUGAUCAGGACGCUGGUAUGGGGUAUGGGGGUGAUCAGGACCCUGGUAUGGGGUAUGGCGGUGAUCAGGAUGCUGGUAUGGGGUAUGGAGGUGAUCAGGACGCUGGUAUGGGGUAUGGAGGUGAUCAGGACGCUGGUAUGGGGUAUGGUGGUGAUCAGGAUGCUGGUAUG